This is a messenger RNA of Erigeron canadensis, 5605 nucleotides long. Its product is annotated as putative disease resistance RPP13-like protein 1. Gene Ontology annotation, biological process: defense response to other organism. Gene Ontology annotation, molecular function: ADP binding. Bases 141 to 3998 code for a protein of 1285 amino acids. The record is from RefSeq and is a predicted model, not a curated record. The transcript has 5 exons. NCBI's taxonomy places the organism in Eukaryota, Viridiplantae, Streptophyta, Magnoliopsida, Asterales, Asteraceae.
UGUCCAUUCAUCUUUCUAUCCUUACUUUAUUUAUAUGCUACACCCUAAUCAUUAUCGAUCCAUCAUACAUUCAUAACAUUUUGGCUGAAAUCAUUGUUCUUUGUCAUAGCACAUCUUCACUGUAUACUGCUUAACAACCAAUGGCUGAAGUCAUUGCUUCUGAACUCAUCAACAUUGUUUUAGGUAAGCUGGUAGAUGAAGGAGUGAAGUACAUCGUCCGGGCCAAAGGAAUUGAGUCCGAGCUCAAUGAUUUAGGCAACAAAUUGACCAUUAUACAAGCUCUCCUUACUGAUGCUUCUGACAAAGAAACUGCUGAUAAAAGUGUUAAAAUAUGGCUCAACAGACUUCAACAUCUGGCUUAUGAUAUUGAUGAUGUACUUGACGGUUUGGCAACCAAAGCCAUGCAUCGUGAGUUUAAUACUAGCAAGGUAACAAAACUCAUCCCAACUUUCAAACUUAGUAAUAAACUGCGUCACCAGUUAGAUACUAUUGCCACUAAGUUACGACAACUAGAAGAGGACGCACAAUUUCUGAAAUUGGUUGUGAAAGAUGAAAAGCCCAAAAGUACCGAGACCAUGGAAAACUUUAGGACGAGUAGAAAAAACGAAACCUCUUUGCCAGAUUCAUCUGAAAUUAUAGGACGAGAAGGAAAAAAAAAGGAAUUGCUUGGUAAGUUGUUUGGAGAUGAGCCAUGUAAGGAAAACUUUAGUGUUGUACCUAUAGUUGGUAUGGGUGGGGUUGGUAAGACCACUUUAGCUAGAAGUUUGUACAAUGAAACAACGGUGAAAGAUCACUUUAAACUCCAUGCAUGGGUUUGUGUUUCUGAUGAUUUUGAUGUUUUUAAGAUAACUGAAACCAUCUAUCGAGAGAUGGCCAGUGAAAACAAGGAGUUUAAAGAUUUAAAUGGGGUUCAAAGGGCUCUUGCAGAACAACUUAAGGAGAAACGGUUUCUACUAGUGCUAGAUGACAUUUGGAGUGAAAAGUAUGUCGAUUGGGAGAUCCUAGUAAAGCCGUUACAUUCGGGAGCUCCUGGAAGUAAGAUAAUUAUCACAACCCGAAAGGAGGGUUUGCUGAAACAAAUAGGUUUUGAUCAUCCAGAUAAGUUGGAGAAGUUGUCACAUGAUGAUGCUAUGUCUUUACUUGCUCGACAUGCAUUGGAUGUUGAUAACUUUGAUUUACAUACCGAUCUGAAACCUCACGGUGAAGGUAUUGUGAAAAUGUGCGGGUGUUUGCCUUUAGCUUUGAAAGUGAUUGGAAGGCUAUUGAGGACAAAAACAAAUGAACAAUCUUGGCAGCAGGUGUUAAACAACAAGAUAUGGCAAAUUGAUGAUAAUAAUAUUGUUCCAGCCCUUAGGCUAAGUUACCUAGAGCUUUCAGCAUGUUUGAAACAAUUGUUUACAUACAACUCCUUUUUCCCCAAGGACUUUUUGUUUGACAAGAGGGAGUUGGUUUUGUUGUGGGUGGCAGAAGGUUUCAUUAAACAAUCGGCUGGAAGCAUGUUAACCGAAGAAUCGUUGGGCCAUAAAUAUUUUGAAGAGUUGUUAUCGAGGUCAUUUUUCCAGCAUGCACCUAACGAUGAAUCAUUGUUUGUGAUGCACGACCUCUUGAAUGACCUGGCCACAUUUGUUGCUGAAGAUUUUUUUCUCAUGUUGGAUGAUCAGACGAAGACGGAGACUUUGGCAAAAUACCGACAUAUGUCAUUUAUUCGCGAGACAUAUGUUGGUUACCAAAAGUUCGAGGCAUUUAAAAGUGCCAAGAGUUUGAGAACUUUUUUGCCGGUGUCCGUUGGGGUGAAAAUAAGUUCAGAUUGCUUCUACUUAUCCAAUAAAAUCUUGGUCGAGCUACUUCCUGGGCUAUUACUGUUGAGGGUUCUUUCUUUAAGCGGCUUUGAAAUAAGUGAGGUACCUGAGUGCAUUGUUCGUUUGAAGCACUUGAGGUAUCUUAACUUAUCGCAAACCAAGAUCAAAGAACUACCAGAAUAUGUGGGCAAUCUUUAUAAUUUACAAUCACUUAUUGUUUUUAGUUGUGAUAAAUUAUGUAAGUUGCCCAAAAGCUUUUCAAAGCUUAAAAAUUUACGACAUCUUGACAUUAGGGAUACUCCAUUAUUGAAGAAGAUGCCCAAAGGAAUUGGUGAGUUGAACAACCUAGAAACGCUUAGCAAGAUAAUCAUUGAAGGAGAUGAUGGUUUUACAAUAAACGAGCUCAAAGAGUUAAAGAAUCUGGCAGGAAAUAUUGAAAUUAUGGGGUUGGAUAAAGUGAUAGAUGGUAGGCAUGCACAGGAUGCAAACUUAUUGAGAAAAAGGCUUACAGAGGUAAGGCUCGUAUGGGAUGAUGUAGCUAAUGAUUCUCGAAAUGAAACACUUGAAAAUGAGGUCUUUAAUGAACUGAAGCUUUCUAAUGAUGCUUUGAAGAUACUCAAAAUCAAGUCAUACCCGGGAACAAAGUUUCCGAACUGGGUUGGUGAUCUCUCAUUUUACAAGUUGGUCUGUGUUUCGAUAUUUGAGUGUAGAAACUGUAAGUCUUUACCAACACUUGGGAGGCUACCAUCACUAAAGGACUUGUAUAUCAGAGGUAUGGAUGCGGUUAAAGUCAUAGGUUUGGAGUUACUUGGGUCUGAAGGUGUUUCAUUCCCUUCGCUUGAAGUUCUAAUUUUCCAGUCUAUGUUGGGGUGGUGUGAAUGGUCGACCUAUGGCGGGGAUGUUGAUGCAGUAUUUCCAUGCCUCGGGGAACUUCGUAUAUAUGAUUGUCCUGAAUUGGUUGACAUCUCACUUCAAGCACUACCUUCGUUGAGAGCUCUAGUGAUAGAGGGAUGUGGUGAGGGUGUGUUGAGAAGUUUGGUCUGUGUAGGUUCAUCAGUCAAUCAUUUGGAAAUAAAGAAUAUUGCAGGGCUUAGUGAUGAGGUGUGGAGUAGAGUUGUUAUGAAGAAUCUCGGGGCACUUGAAUAUCUAUGGGUCAGGUGUUGUAAUGAAAUAAGAUACAUGUGGGAAUCAGAGGAAGAGGCAAAUAAGGCUCUUGUGAAUUUAAGGGCGCUGGAAGUAGAUGGCUGUUCAGAAUUGGUGAGAUUAGGAGAGAAAGAGGAGGGGGAUUGUAGAGGCAAUCUGCUAACAUCACUUAGGUUUUUGAGAAUAAUAAACUGUGAUAAUUUUAAGGAUUGUAAUUGUCCAAGUAGCAUUGAGGGAUUGAGUAUAAUUAAAUGUAGUUCAGUUGCAAGUGUCUCCUUCCCAAGAGGGGAAGGAGAAGAAGAAGGAGGAAUGGAGAAGCUCAAGGUACUUGAAAUUGAAGAUUGUAAGGAACUAGUUGUAAUUGGAAUGAAAGAGAAUAUCAACAACAAAUCAAUGCUUGAAUGGGUAAGAAUAUACGGUUGUCCAAAUCUGAAAUCAAUGAAUGUAUCAUUGAACUCCAUUCACCUCACCUUCUUGUCAAUAUGGGAUUGUAGAAACAUGGAGUCAUAUCCUGACCUUGACCUACCAAAUCUCACCUCAUUAACAGAUCUUAGAAUCGCGUAUUGUCCAAUUAUGGGUGCUUGUUUUCCACCUGGGAAUUGGCCACCCGAAUUGACUAUUCUUAAAUUAGGAUGGUUGAAGAAACCCAUAUCAGAGUGGGCCCCUCUUAAUUAUCCAACCUCCCUUGUUGAGCUAGCAUUAUACGGCGGAGCAAAUGAUAAUGAGGUGAGGGAUUUGAGUCAAUGGUCUCCUCAUCAUCUUUUCCCUUCAAAUCUUACUAAGCUUAGAUUAGGGGGAUUUGAGAAACUGGAAACUGUUUCGGAGGGACUCCAACACCUCACCUCCCUCCAACAUCUGGAAUUUUGGAAUUGCCCAAGAUUAAAAGAUCUACCAGAGAAAUUGUUACCUUCACUCUUGAGUUUAACAAUCGAUCUAUGCCCAAAACUGAAAGAAAAGACAAGUAAAAGAGGAGGAGCGUUCUCCUUCAAGAGCUCCUACUGGCCCAAAAUCUCCCACAUCCCUUGUAUUAUGAUAGACGGUGAAUUACAAAAUUAAUAUAUAUAUAUAUAUCAAGGAAGGAAGCAAAGUUAAAUUGGUUGAUGGGUUCGCUUAUAAGGUGGUUGAGACCAAGACUGACAAUUAAACAAGCGACAAGAUGAUUUAGCGUUAAGCCGAUGUACUCUUUUAGAGGUUACAGAAUGACAGGUUGGAUGACGGGGCAUACUAUUGUGUUCAAAAUGGGUGUUUUGUGUGUUGAUGGUGACAACAGAGGAAGGUCUCAAUCUAUGAGUUUUCAACAAAAGUCUGGCCAGAUUUUUGCAGUGUAACAAUCAGGAGAAUGCAGUAAAGCUUGCACAAAUGCUAUCUAACACAGCUAAUGACAGUUGAAGUCUAGAUGUGAAAUUGUGAAUGUAAGUUCUUUUCACUCGACAUUGUUUGAUAAUCCCGUAAGAACCAUGUUUAAAUUAUUGGCCUUCAUGUAAUGCAUAUAUGUGGGAAUUGUUUAUGAAAGCAACAAUGGGUUCCAUAUCUAAAGUUGCUUUUCGAAAUGAUCUGCUUAGCUUGAGUGGUUCAAGUGAAAAAGGUCUUAUAUUUAGUAAUGUUUUCAAUAAUGCGUGUGUGUUGAUGCUUAAAAAGUAUGUUAAUAUAACAUUGAAGUAUUUAGGACUGAUAUACAUAACCCAAAUGAUCCUUUUAUAAGUUAUUGGAUUUCAUUCUUGUUUUCUAGAAAAAGAAAAGAUUUGUGUAUGAUCACAAAUGUCAAAGUGCACAUUUUAACCAGAUAAUGAGGACAGCAAUCUACCAAGGUUUCUACUUUCUAUAGGACAACGAUCUACCAAGAUUUCUGCAUAUCAAUGGCAUGGAUCUUGAUGCACCUUUGAUGAAAACACUCAGACUCUUUCUUGCAGCCUCAGUGAUUUUGCAGAUAGUGAACUAAGACAGACAUACUAAAGAUGCAGUAUCUUCAUGCAGCUUUGACAAAAACACCAGACUUUUGCCCGCAGAUCCAGUGGAUGCAAAGAUUUGGCUUGCAGAUGAUAUUCUACCUGAUUGAUAUGAUUUGAAGGAAUGGGAUAUUGUAUCUUACCAGACGAGACAUCUGUAAUGGAAAGUUUUAAGCCAGACUAUAGCUGAUUGACACUGUUUUCUUCUAGUCAAAGAGCCAUUCCAAAUUUUACGACUUCUCAGGUUGGGAAAAAAUCAGGACAAAACAGACAUUUAAAUAGCAAACAGAGAGAAUUGAUGAAGGCCACAAUUACGGUCAGGACCAUUAAUUUACCGUGGCGACGUAAAAUUGGUAUCUGAUGGUCUUUUUGGGAGAUUUCUUGGCAUCAAAUUACUGAUGAGUUCGGAUUAUAAAGCGUAAUAAUUAAGUUUAUUGUCCUGAGUCAUGAAUAUACCCCCAGUGCAAAGUAUUGGUGUGAUUGAUUCUAGGCUUUAGCUGCUGAGGAAAACCUAGAAGCAUAUUUAUGCUUUAGUAAUAUUUUCAUUGUAAUUACCAUACUUUAUAGUAGUUUUCGUGUUAGAGUGUACGCUUGGAUUGUAAGUUCAUUUGCAAUUACUCUGUAUGUAUAUGUAAAAUUUUACGUAAGUCAUGUUUAAGGGAGUUCUUUUUAUCCUUGACCAUAUGGUAAAAUCAAUAAACGAUAAUUUACCGUUAA